CGUCCGACCAACAGUGACGGGUCCCUGUCCGAAAGCCGCCUCACGCGUCCGUGCUCCCCCGCCUGCGCUUCUUCCAUCUCGCCUGCGCUUUCCCCAAGAACCCCCUUUUUCGGGUCUCUUUCCACGCACCCACACUACCAUUACAACGUCGUUUCUCUCAAACCCCUCAGGCCCCCCCCCCUCUUUCGAGACCAACGCUUACAGAAGUACCCUCUUUCGUCGAAUACCACCCAAGCGUUCGUUCGCUUUCAAAGCGCCUAUUCGUACCGUUUCGUCUAAGCCGAAAGAGAUGCGGUCCUAUGCUCGUCGCGGCCAUCGAGGCGGAAACGGCUCGAACGGCAACGGCAAGCCAAUGACGGCCACCACCACCACUUCACCAGUGGACUCCGGAACACUGGAGGAAGGCCAAGAGACACACCGACUUACUGCGAAAGACGACAACGAGGUGGACAUCGCAAGGCAGUUCCAGGAAGAACUUGCGCGCAACUCGGUGAAAGUGGAGAAAGAGCUGGCCAUGGCGUCGAAGGCCAGAAGUCAGAGACGAAGUUCGAACGCUGACGCUGGCUCGUUUCGAAGGAGAAGCGUAUAUGGGAGUCGCGACGCCGCAAACGGUUUUGCAGAAUAUCUACCCACCACUACGCCCACCCUCAUAUACGAGAACGAAGAUGGCAUUGAUUCUCUCAUUGAAAGAAUUCAGACACAGGGUCUCGACUCGGUCUGCGAGAAGCCGGAAGAGGGCGAAGGUUCCAAGAAACGAAAAAAUAAGAGGAAGUCCAAGAGCCGCGCCGAUUUGAAGGAAGGCGAAGGCACGACUCUGACUCCAGCCCCAGUCAUCAGCUCCAUCGAGCGGGAAGACCAGGGCUCACCGACAACGGUCGCGAUUGCGGCGGAGCCCAGCGGCCACUCGCCACCGAACCGAAAGACGCGGCUUUCCUCGAUUUCCCCUCCUCAUCACAAGGGCCGCAAAUCGGUCAAGGGAAGGGGCCUUACACCCCCAAUCCUUUCUCCUGUCCCUUCGGUACACCUGCCGAGGCAGAGAGAAUUGUCUUCGGAUAUUCACCACCUGUCCAUUUCGCAGUUGGUCCCUGUGGCACUUUACAGUGCUUUACUGGAAGAGGUACUAUCUCUAGGAUACAACUUGGAGAACGUUUCUCGUAAAUCCGAGUACCUUGGUUCGGCGGAGAAGAACUGCGCCAAUGGCGUCUGGCCGGCAUCCCCCGACUGGCGAUCCGACCCACCUCAGACAACCCACGCCCAAUGUCGCAUUCAGCUAACCAUGCGAGAUGGGGGCCGGCCGUUGUCGGUAGAAGCCCUCCAUCUGGCCAUGACACGAGCAUUACAAACCUCGCAGGCCACCGAGGCCGACAGCCAGGCGUUGCGGGCGACACCAGCCAGCGAAAUCUUCAGGGUGUCUCGGGAUGUACGAACGAAAGGCACAUUGCCAUAUGUGGAGAACCCGGACCGGUUGUUUCCUCCUCGCGAAAAGGCUGAAGCAAGGGUCGCGAGAGCGGACGUUCUCAGUUUGGACCCGGAGCUUCCCCAGCUGGUCUUCCUCGCUGCUCGUCUUGAUUUCGCGCUGCCGCUGAUGAAACGGCUCUGCAACCCGGAAUCGGGCUUCCAAUGCGUCGGCCUCAAAUACGUCAAAGAGCUACGCACCAGCGACGCCGCCCAUCUCUUGUGUUCUGACCAGGAUAGUCACGAAUACAAGUUUGCCAUGGAAGAGUUAACCUGUGCGGGGACACAAGGGUGGAUGUUUCUGGUUCUUUGGAAGGUGGACGGGUAUCGUGAGGCGCAUACGAUCGUUGAAAAAUACAUGCAAUCUUUUCUCAGCAUAUCCGAGACCACCUCGGCUCCGGCAUUAGGGCGUCGCCGGCGUAGGGAGAAGGGUGCCAUGAACGGAUCAACAGCCCCGGCGGAGACGUUGGAGUCUCUAAAGCUGAAGGUGCUUGUUUCCCCCGAUGCGAAAACUGCUUAUGGGCAGAUAACGAUAUUUUUUCACGACUCGGAGCUGGUACCCAGCGACACUACGAACUGGCCGGAUAGGCACUGCCAUCCACCAUGGUACAUGCUAGACCCCCAGGUCGCGAAAACGAUGACCGCACAUCCUCCGUUUUUGUCAACGGUCUGCAUCGUCAAGCAAGAGAAGUUCAGUGAGUUAGGCAACAUCCUCAUGCGACUCAAGGCAGAGCGUUUUGAUAUUGCCGGACUUAAGGAAAUGCGCAUCAGUUUCAACUCGGCCAGUAGAAUGUUCAACCCCGCCGACUUUCAUGGAAGAGUCACGGAAGACUCUAGGCAGUCAUUUAUCCAAGAAUUGACGGCCGGGCCUGUAAUCGUCAUGCUCCUGGAGAGAACGAAUGGCAUCAAGAAGAUGCAAGAGUUGCUUGCCGAUCUGUCCGCUCAUUCCAAGCCCGAAUCAAAACCAGCUCCUUUCUUUCGUCACGGCCUCUACUGUUCCAUGUCUUGGCAGCAAGGUCGGACGCAUCGUAUGACCCUCUUCUCCGAAGGGCCUACGUGUCGAUUAAGGCACGACCGCGAAAAUGGCGAAUUUACGCAGACCCUCAACCCCACUGAAUUCGUGACCGAGGCGCCUCGUUACCCGCGCACAUUGAUUUGCAACCGACAGCGAAAAGGAUUUUUUAACUACGUCAGAUCUCAACGUGAAUACGGAGCGCAGCCCGAGCCGCCACUCCUUCCGCAACCGGAACUUGCGUGCGUUACACUUCUCCCAACAACCCUUACCACUGGAGAUACUUACGAGCUAUGGGGAAUGGUACUAAAACGCCUAUUUGCCCCGGAAACCCCACCGGCAGUCAAAGCGGACGUUUCGGAAGUGGAGGUCGCCCUCCCACUACGUUGUCCGUCUGCUGGGCGAUCGCGGAAUAAGCGUAAAAAUCGUUCGCAACAGAAACGGGCAGCGGUGGGAAAGGCGGACCCUUUACCUCCGGUAGUGCUGGCUCCUCCGUCAGAUGCACACACGGAGACUCCCGUCACUGUGCCACCCCGCAUCGUGGCUACCAAGUACGUUGUGUGCGGCGAGUCAGCGGUGAAGGAAUGGAAACGGUGGCUUCCCGAAUCAUACCGCCCGGACGGCGAGCAACAAUCACCGGUUGUAUCAUGGUCUUCGCGAUUGGAGAGCGACGUCGGGACUACAGAUAUAUCCGAUGAUGAGAAUGCACCACCAUGGGACCUCGUAAGUUUGCUUUCACACCAUUGUCACGGCAUGACGUUCGGUGUCGGCCCUAAUCUCCCUUCUGCGUCUAUUCACCUUAUCAGAUGCAACGCGGUGCAUGUCUGGCUGUCGCUUUGGAAGUAGAUAGCGCCGAACGAGUCAAAGCUAUCAUCGAUAGCCUGCCCGAACACCAGCGCCGUUGUGUGACGUAUACCACGACGUGCGCUGAGGCGUGCGGGCAACUCCCGGUAUUUUUUGGAGAGC
Messenger RNA from Fimicolochytrium jonesii, 3433 nucleotides. RefSeq lists its product as uncharacterized. NCBI's taxonomy places the organism in Eukaryota, Fungi, Chytridiomycota, Chytridiomycetes, Spizellomycetales, Powellomycetaceae. The transcript is spliced from 8 exons. Bases 290 to 3313 code for a protein of 1007 amino acids. The record is from RefSeq and is a predicted model, not a curated record.